Osmerus eperlanus (European smelt) is the source of this 2718-nucleotide messenger RNA. RefSeq names its product actin filament-associated protein 1-like 2. Gene Ontology annotation, biological process: positive regulation of epidermal growth factor receptor signaling pathway; regulation of interleukin-6 production; regulation of mitotic cell cycle. NCBI's taxonomy places the organism in Eukaryota, Metazoa, Chordata, Actinopteri, Osmeriformes, Osmeridae. Gene Ontology annotation, cellular component: cytosol. Gene Ontology annotation, molecular function: SH2 domain binding; SH3 domain binding. The coding region runs from base 1 to 1872 and encodes 623 amino acids. The transcript is spliced from 15 exons. The record is from RefSeq and is a predicted model, not a curated record.
AUGGAGAUCGACGAGCACACAGGCAAACAAAAAUGGGUCCCUCACAUCAGCGUCCCCCCAGCCCUCAUGCUUCACCUGGUCUGUCGCCUUGUUUUGACCCGGCUGAUUUCCGACCUGCAGUCCUUCCUGGCAGUGCUGGACAGUGAGAACCUCAGCUACAUCGCUCAGGCCCAGAAGAAGUCCAUCUCUGAGCUGGUUUCCAAGCUACAGGAUACUCCUGUGGAGGAUGCUGAGUACAUGAUCAUGAGCUGUCCGUCAGGGGCUCCAGCCAAUGAUCUCAGGGACACCCCCACAGACCCCGCCCCCACCCAGGAGCUGUCCUCCUUUACACGGAAAGGGAUCUAUGGCCCUGUAGUCCCGCCCCACCCCCCUGGCGGUCUGGAUGACAGCUGCUAUGAGGAGGCGGAGCCCUUCGUUCCAGACAGUCAGCACGCAGACAAAGCAGACUCAGACAGCAGUCACUACGAGUCGUAUGGAGAAGAGGAGGAAGAGGAGGAGUUUGUGAAAGACAGGGCCCACUACAUCCAAUGGAGUGCCUCCCAGCCCUGUCUAAGGCCCGCCCCCGAGUCCCGUAUCUGUGGUUACCUGUGGAGGAAGAAGUGGCUGGGCCAGUGGACCAAGCAGCUGUUCCUCAUACGCAACAGCUCCCUGGUGUGCUACAAAUGUGCCAAGGACUUGCAACCCCAGCUGGAGCUGAACCUGCAAGGGUGUCAGGUGGUCUACAAGUCCAAGCACAACAAGAAGAUGCAGCACGAGCUGAAAGUGGUUGCCGGGGCCGACACGGUGGUGAUGGGCUUCAACAGCUGCCAACAGGCCGAGGACUGGAGGAAGAUCAUCGAGGAAGUGAGUGGGUCGGUGUACUGUGAGCUGGAAUCCCAGAGCUCCUCGUCGCUGCUGAAGUGUGAUAGGCUGGAGUCUUGCAGGUCAAGCUCGUUCCUUCACACAGACUCAGAGGAGGAGAAGUUGUCCAGCCUGCCCUCUGCCCUCAGCAGUCUGGACAUCAAGGAAAAAUGCUACCUGAAUGUGCUGAUGAGCUGCCAAUGGCAGAGCCUGCUGUGUCAGGUGGAGGCGGGGCAGCUGAAGAUGUACUGUGACGAGGGCUGUGAGGAGAGCCCCCAGUACACGGUGCAGCUGAGGGGCUGCGAGGUCCGGCCUGGCCCAGACACCCCCAGCUCCUACCGGAUCACCCUGCUCCAGCACGGGGACCAGGUGGCGGUGUUGGAGGCGAGCUGUGCGGACGAGAAGGAGCGUUGGCUGCAGCUCCUGCAGGAUGGCAGCACCUCACAGGGCCCGCCCGACCGCCUCUGUCACCAUGACAACACCUCACAGGACCUCGAUGCUGGCGGGGCCCUCAGUGGCCUGAAGACUCGAAGAUUCCCCACGUCUAACGCGUACAUGGACGACCCCUUUCAGCAGAUGAGUGCAACAGUUCAUUCGCAACCCAUCUACUCCAACAGCUCAAUUCUAGAGCACAUGUUCCAGAAUUCUCAUAAGGUUGCCAGGGGCGACUCUGUCUCAUCCAGGGAUUCCGUCACCUACAGCAACAAUGAAAUCUUCUCCAAUCACAGUACGAAGGUGUGUGGGGUGGAGCGGAGUGUGCAGAAGCUGGACCUGACAGGGAAGAGGAAGGUGCAGUUGAGGGCGGGGUCAGAGAUGAACCUUAACACAGCGGGGAAGACAAACAAGCGCACCUCUUUCAGACAGUCACUGGCCUUCUGUACUGAACGGGCACAGGGUGGGUUCUUGACCCCUUUGCUGCGGCGGACAGCGUCUGCGAAGAACUCUCUGAAGAGAGCUCCGUCCUCCAUCUUCAUAGAGCAUGGCAAGGUGUUCCAGAGGAGGAAGGAGUGGGAGACAAAGGCUUCAGCCUGACUCAGGCUAUCUUGUCAACAUGGAUCAUCUUGUGAAGAACUACCUUGUACACAUUCCCUGAUUUGUCUUAGUAUAUAUUGCACUGAACAUAAUAUUACUGUGCAUGUGGAACAUGCACACCUCUUUGUAUUGUAUUUUGGUUUUUGGGUACUUUUGUAUUAAUUGAAUACAGCACCUCAAUAAUGUAGGAAUCUCCUGUCUAUUUUCUACUCUUUAUAUCCUUGUCUUUGUAAAUGUCAACCUUCCAAGAUGAUAAUCUUGCUCUUGUAAUAGGUCCCUUUUGUCCAUUAAAACAGCUGCAUUAACAGCAGGAGACACCCGUUAUUGUUUUCUCCUGUGAUGUUCUGGUGAUUCUGGUUCGUGCUUUGUGGAAGCCUGUCUCAGGAAUUCAGGGUCGUUUAGGUCUUCAGUUAGAGGAACACCUUUAAAUUGUUUUCUCUCUAACGCAAAGUAGCCUAUGCAUUAUUGUAACUAUGUAGGCUAUGUUUGUGUCCACAAUCAUCGGAGUGGACAUCGCACUGGUCUGACCACUGAUUACGAUAAACGUACAGUUCAUGUAGCCUACAGCACGAUGGCAUAUAAAUGACAUAGGCUACGCGUUGUGUAGGCUAUACAACUUCCUAUAACUGAAACAGCAUAGUUAUUAAGUCAACACCGUGCACAUAUGUCUGGAAAAUAAUUUUAAUGAAGGGUUUCUAACCAUGAACUAUCACUGAAAUGUUUGGCAAGGCUGAAAUAUUUAAUUUUUGACUGGUCUAAAUGUAAAUGCGGUCAACCGAUAACUGUGGUAAAAAAUCAAAUACACUAAUUAUCUAAACAUCUUUAUUAAAGAUUUUCUGUAUAAAA